UUGAGGCAUAUUGAACAAAGUCAGUGUCAGAUGAGGUUUUUAAUCAUUUAACUCUGCUGGGUUUCUUUGUCACAUUGUGUGCAGCUGGUCUGGAAGUGCGGGUUUUUAAUUGUUCCACCAUGUUUAUGAAAAGCAACACCUGCAUGCUGGUUUUCCUACUGUGUUGUUUGACCUUGUGGAGCAAGUCAGCGAGUGCAGGCUCCAGCUUUCUGAGCCCUUCACAAAAACCCCAGAACCGGGGAAAGUUGCCCAGAGUCGGUCGGCAGGUCAUGGAGGAGAACAUUCCACCCACUGACGACAAGCAUCUCACAGUCCCCUUUCAAAUUGGUGUCACCAUCAGUGAAGAUGACUUGGAUGAGUACCGGGUCAUACUGCAGGAGAUCGUGCAGCAUCUGCUGGGAAGCUCAGAGACUUCAGGGUGGUUGCCAGUGCCUUAA
Acanthochromis polyacanthus (spiny chromis) is the source of this 437-nucleotide messenger RNA. It is a transcript of the gene ghrl, whose product is annotated as ghrelin/obestatin prepropeptide. The record is from RefSeq and is a predicted model, not a curated record. The transcript is spliced from 4 exons. The coding region runs from base 120 to 437 and encodes 105 amino acids. Lineage: Eukaryota; Metazoa; Chordata; Actinopteri; Pomacentridae.